AUGGCAACUGAGACAAAGCCAUCAGAAUCUGUAAGAAUGCUUUACGUUGAGCGAUUGAUCAAUACUGCUUGUACUACAUAUACCGUUAGUCUCUGUGGUUUCGCUUUUGAAUACAUAACUGCAGGUAGAGGCAAGAGUGAGACAGGGUUACAUGCCGAUUGGUGUCUGACUUGGGACGUCAAUACUAUUCUCCAAACCGCCUUCCGUAUUUUCGCAACAGUCUUAACAUAUCAAAACAUACUUGUUAAGCUUCGUUUUAACAACCCUUUCCGAGGCCCUCUUAUAACUACGCAAGGACCACUGAAUUACAUAGGCGCUGGCUUCGUGGGCUCUCAUGUAUUCCGGAAGCCAAUCAUGCCAUCAUUGCGGUUUAUCAACUUGAGGAAUCGAACCGGAGAGGAAUUGCGACGUUUGUGGCUACGCCUUCGUCACUUCCGCUUGCUGGCUGGAAAACCUACUGACAUUGUGAUGCGGUUGGUCAUCCAAAGAGAAGGAGUAUACGGUGAGAAAGAAAUAUUGCGUGGACAGCAAGGCACUUACCUGAGUACGCGAACGGGCUAUCUUUCAAUCAUCUCACUCUUUGUCUUCUACGAACACUCACUGCUUGGAUCAGCUGUUAGGGUGCGCUUGGUUAUCUACCUUCUACUAUACCUCGGCCUAGUUCACGACACAUUGCGAGAAGGAAAGGUUCAUCCACCACCUACAUCCCCACCUAAAAUGCGACUGUUACACCUCUUUUCCACCGCCAUGCUCCUCGCCGGAGUUUUGGGUGUUGCUCUCCCAGAUGCAAGGCUCAAUUCUAUCCAAGUACACCCAAAAGCAAGUCAUUCCCUUCUGAAGAUUCUAGUAAUCUCUCAAUUGACAGAACUAAGCCCGGCCGCUCUCUCACCCCCAAGCCCAGACAAGCCUUGCAAACCUAACUGCGAAUGCGUGGAGGGCUCUCAGCCUCCUCAGGGCAGGCUGUACUGUGGCUAUUGCGAUGGUAUCUGGCCGGGACCAGGAGAGACACUUCCCGGCAGUGAUAUGUUCCUAUGCAAGAAUGAUUCCUGUUGCGACUAUGGCCACGACGCGCGUUGCGAGGGGCCGAUAAACCCGGACAAGUACUGUCCGGGAGGCUUGGCUAAUAAAACUCCUUUGUUGCUGCCCGUUACACCCUCAAUAACGGAUAAUCCAAAGCCGUCCCCGACGAAAUUGACCACGCGCCGACCAACCUCAAAUUCGAAGAUGAGCACUGUUCCUACCGCUGCCAAGCGAACCCUUCGGGAAGAGAACGUCUCUACUGUGGCUACUGUGAAGCGAUUCUGCCAGAUCCUGAUCAUCCGGGUUGGCCCGAGCCGUUCUAGGGAGAAGACAUGUUUCUGUACCGUCAUAACAGAGCAUGCUGCGGUUAUGGACGCCACAAUACACGCUACAAAAGGUGGCCCCACAUGGAAUGGUGUCGGGGACAUCCGCCUCCAUGAGUAUCGACAAAAUGAAAUUGAGGAUGGUUGGCAGAGUAUUGAAGAGGGGCGAUAUAUGGCAUGGAUUAAUGGCAUGAUUAGGCCGAGUUGUCCAGCUCGCGAAGGCAAUUGCAAAGCUAAUAGAGGAUCAAGCAGAACAUUAGGCAUUUACUGGUACCCAACUACACACUCUCCCUAA
Messenger RNA from Lindgomyces ingoldianus, 1638 nucleotides. RefSeq lists its product as uncharacterized. NCBI's taxonomy places the organism in Eukaryota, Fungi, Ascomycota, Dothideomycetes, Pleosporales, Lindgomycetaceae. The transcript has 14 exons. The coding region runs from base 1 to 1638 and encodes 545 amino acids. The record is from RefSeq and is a predicted model, not a curated record.